Molecule: messenger RNA, 861 nt
Organism: Myodes glareolus (Bank vole)
Lineage: Eukaryota; Metazoa; Chordata; Mammalia; Rodentia; Cricetidae
Source: RefSeq, a predicted model, not a curated record
AGAAGGGUCUCCUCUAAGAUCCAUUACCUCACUAGCCCAUGUUGACUAGAUCGCCAAUACCAGGAAAUAGCAUCAAGAUUCCUACUGAGCAAAGAGAAUGAAGCUGACAUUUACAGAUAAGAAAGGUCACUGCCUUUCCUAUCUACAGGCAAAGCCAGUCAGGAAACAUAUAAAGGAGAAGCUCAGCUCAGCUCUCAGUCAAGGUUCUUCCUGGCAAGAUGAAUCCCACCAGCUUCUUCCUCCUUACCUUGCUCCUGGUUCUGGUGACAGAAGCAUCUGCGAGGAGACCCCGUGAAAAAUUCUCACAGUCAUCGGAAGAGCAUUCUAGUGAAACCUCUGAAGUAGGCGGGAGCAGUGGGGGAUCAAGUUCUUCCCAUGACGAAUACAGCCGGAGUGAGAGCUCCUGGAGUUCCUUUAAAUCGAAAAAUCCAAAAAGCGGCUUCGGCGAGGAAGCCUCGUGGAGUUCCUUUAAAUCGAAAGCUCCAAAGAGCAGCGCCAGUGAGGAAAGCUCCUGGGGCAGCUUUAAGUCGAAAAGUUCGAGAAGCAGUGCCGGAGAGGAAGGCUCGGAUGGUGACCGAGCAGGCGAGUCUGCCGGGGAAAUAGAGCGGUCUUACACACGGAGAAAGGAAAAGCAACGCUUUGGACAAGAAGUAGCUAAGUGACACAGCUACGGACCAGCUGAAGAUCCGGAUCGAUACAAAGGAGUCGCCUUGUCUGAAUGAAGGCUGCGAUAUCUUCAGGAUGGAGACUCCUGUGAAGUCCCAGAUACAGAUCAUGGAUUUCCAUUCUUUUCUCAUACUUGGGGUUUUUUUUUCCUGAGGUCCCGAACCCCAGCAUUUAUUAAAACACUUUCUUUCCAAU